UGUAUUGAUGUGUACAAGUGCGCGCGCGUGUGUGUGAGAGCGCGACUCCCAUCUAAAUGAAUGGAUCCUGCUCGCGUAUGGACAAUUUUUUAAACACCGUUUAAUUCUGGAUUCAAUGCAUUUAUCACUCGUGACCAGUGAUGUCUUGGAUUCUGAUGUGGUCCAUACUUUCUGCUUGUGCACCACAGAUCCACAGUGCAUCUCCUCAGGAUUCUUCUACACUGCUGUCCACAGAAGGCCCACAAGCCUAUAAUCGCAGCCAGUACUGCCAAUGGCCCUGCAAAUGCCCCAAAACUCCCCCCAUGUGCCCACCAGGUGUCAGUCUGCUAAUGGACGGCUGCGACUGCUGCAGAGCCUGUGCCAAACAGGUCAGGGAGGCUUGCAACGAGAAAGAAAACUGUGACCAUCAUCGCGGCCUUUACUGUGAUUACAGUGCAGACAAGCCUAGGUACGAAAAAGGAGUAUGUGCGUAUCUGCCAGGUACUGGCUGUGAGCACAAUGGUGUGAUUUAUCGCAAUGGACAGAGUUUUCAGCCCAACUGCAAAUAUCAGUGUCUUUGUGUGAACGGGGCGAUUGGGUGUGUGCCGCUGUGUAAUGAGUCUCAGCCGCCCAGGGUUUGGUGCCAGAACCCACGGAGGGUUAAAGUCCACGGCCAAUGCUGUGAGCUGUGGAUCUGUGAUGAGUCCAGAAGGGGGCGCAAGACUGCACCACGACACACGAUGGCGGCUCUGUCCAGCGUGAAGAAGAACUGGCGUAAGAACUGUGUGGCCCAGACGACCUCUUGGAGUCCCUGCUCAAAGACCUGCGGUCGCGGCGUCUCUUUACGUAUCACCAACAACAACAAGAAGUGUGAGAUGGUCAACGAGAGCAGACUCUGCAACAUUCGGCCCUGCGAUGUGGAUAUCACGAAACACAUAAAGCCUGGAAAGAAGUGCUUGAACAUCUACAGAGCAGAGAAGCCUCAAAACUUCACCAUCUCAGGAUGCACCAGCACAAACACCUACCGGCCCAAGUACUGUGGAGUGUGUACAGACGAGCGCUGCUGCAUCCCCUACAAAUCCAAGACUGUUGAAGUUGACUUUCAGUGCUCAAACGGCCCCGGCUUCACCUGGCAGGUCAUGUGGAUCAACGCCUGCUUCUGCAACCUGAGCUGUAAGAACCCUACUGAUAUAUUUACUGAUCUAGAACAGUACCAUGAGAAGCGGGAGAUUGGAAACUGAGUGUAGAUACUUGUAUACUUGGAAAUCCAAAGACUUGGAUUUAUGAAAUUGAUCAUAUUUAAUAGACAGUUGUUUUGGGGGGCAUUUUUCUUUAUAUAAGACAUUUUCCUAUUGGAAAAAUUAAAAUAUAUGCCAGAGUAAUUGGAGGUUCAUUCCUCUGUGAUGACUUCUGAUAAAUCAGGGACUGAGCCAAAGGGUUGUGAGUGAGUAUGUAAGUGGUAUAUCUUAAUUUAUGUGAUUAUUUCAUAUAAUCACUUGCUGCAAAUACCAAAGUAGUACAUCAUAUUUUACCAUUGAAAAUACACUCACCGGCCACUUUAUUAGGUACAUCUUACUAGUACUAGGUUGGACCUCCUUUUGCCUUCAGAACUGACCUUAAUCCUUUGUGGCAUAGAUUCAACAAGGUACUGGAAAUAUUCCUCAGAGAUUUUGGUCCAUAUUGACAUGAUAGCAACACACACUUGCUGCAUAUUUGUCGGCUGCACAUCCAUGAUCUCCCGUUUCACCACAUCCCAAAGGUGGUCUAUUGGAUGGAGCUCUGGUGACUUUGGAGGCCAUUUGAGUACAGUGAACUCAUUGUCAUGUUCAAGAAACCAGUCUGAGAUUAUUCACGCUUUAUGACAUGGUGUAUUAUCCUGCUGGAAGUAGCCAUCAGAAGAUGAGUACACUGUGGUCAUAAAGGGAUGGACAUGGUCAGCAACAAUACUCAGGUAGGCUGUGGCGUUGACACAAUGCUCAAUUGGUACUAAUGGGCCCAAAGUGUGUCAAGUAAAUAUACCCCACACCAUUACACCACUACUACCAGACUGAACAGUUGAUACAAGGCAGGAUGGAUACAUCCUUUUACAUUGAUGAUAAUAAAUUAUGACCCUACCAUUCGAAUGUCACAGCAGAAAUCGAGACUCAUCAGACCGGGCAACGUUUUUCCAGUCUUCUAUUGUCCAAUUUUGGUGAGCCUGUGUGAAUUGUAGCCUCAGUUUCCUGUUCUUAGCUGACAUGAGUGGCACCUGGUGUGGUCUUCUGCUGCUGUAGCCCAUCUGCCUCAAGGUUCGACGUGUUGUGUCUUCAGAGAUGCUCUUCUGCAUACCUCGGUUGUAACAAGUGGUUAUUUGAGAUACUGUUGCCUUUCUAUCAGCUCAAACCAGUCUGGCCAUUCUCCUCUGACCUCUGGCAUCAACAAUGCAUUUGCAUCCAAAGAACUGGAAACACGAAAUGCAGGAAAUACUAAGAUAGUUACCUAAACUAGGGUUUUAUUCCUUUUUCUCGCAGCAAAGAGUCCGUGACACAACCACAGUGUAUUAUCUGCACCAAAGUUCUUGCUAACGAAUGCAUGGGGCCAUGCAAAUUAAUAAGACAUUUGCAGACGACUCAUCCCCAAUACUGUGACAAGCCCAGAGCAUUUUUUGACCGCAAGGCAAAAGAAUUGACAUGCACACCAAAAAUGAGAUGAGGGACGUCACAGCUAGUGACAAAAACUUUUAAAAACUUGCCAACUAAUUGGCAACUAAUAUAGGGUCAAUUUAAAGAUGCAAAGCCUUACGUUGUUCAGUUACAAAUGGCCUACUAAUGUUUUGCUUUUAUAUUUUACAUUAGGCUAAUAUUUGUGCAUAAGCAUAUCUAAAUAUAGUAAUAAACAUACCGUUUGUUAGAAAACAAAUCUUUUUGUCAUCCUUACUGCAAACUUUUACGAGUGAUAAUAUCAUUAAAUGUUGAGGGGGGCCUUACAAUGUUUUCCGGGGAAAAAGUGGGUCUCAGGCAAAAAAAAAGGUUGGGAACCACUGCAGUAGAUCAGCAGUUUCUGAAAUACUCAGACCAGCCCGUUUGGCACCAACAACCAUGCCACAUUCAGUCACUGAAAUCACCUUUCUUCUUUAAACUGCAGCAGAUCGUCUUGACCAUGUCUACAUGCCUAAAUACACAGAGUGUAGCUACCAUUUGAUCGGCUGAUUAGAAGUUUACAUUAACGAGCAGUUGAACAGGUGUACCUAAUAAAGUGGCCAGUGAGUGUACAUUAACUUUUAUGACAGUUUGUCACAUAGUGAUGAAUUUGUCUGUACAAAUGAUGUAAUUAAUAAGUAUCCCAUGUAAAAUGGCAAGUUCAUUGACUUCUGUAGUCAAACUCAAUUUAUGCAAAAUGUAUGCAUUUAUAAAUGUACAGUUUUUAUGUUUUCACAUUUAUGCUCUUAUAUGACACAUUUAGAAUAUCAUGCAUAUAACAGCUUUGACACAGAGUUAUCAAAUAAACACAGACGAAAAAAAGAAAUCAAGUAACCAGCUUUUUAUUUUCCUUUUUUUAAUAAAUACAAACUGUUAUUCCAUUAAAAAUGCAGUGCAUCAAGUUGUUUUACAUCUUUACAAAGCGAGGUGCCUUACCAAGCUGCAAGCAUUUAUUUUAGUGUAUGUGUGUGUGUGUCUGUGUGUGUGGAAGAGCAGGUGAGUUGCUUCUAUUCAUCUCUUUCCGAGCGAUCCUUCACUCUUUCAAAGCCUUGAGAAAACAAAAAAAGCAUCCAGUCCCAGUAGAGGAAUCCAUGGCACAUUUGUUCUGUUGUGCUUGAUUGCAUAGAAAUCAUCAUCAUCAUCAUCAUUAUCAUAAAAGUUAUAAACAAACAAAAUAUUAUAAUACUCAUAUACAGCCAUUGUCUUAUAUUCUUAUAUCUACAAAUUGGUUAAAUUUGAACUAAUCUCAAAAUUCAUUUGACCCCAUACAAAUCAUUUAAAAUCACUUUUAAGAGCGUCAAUCACAAAGUUACAAAUACAACCCAAAAUAACAGGACACUCCCAACAUGGAAAACGCAGGUCAACACUUAGGAAGGUUAGCAUCAUGAAGAAAAAAAAAAAAAAAAGGAAAUUCAUCUCUACUCUGUUGUCAAGCAAUCCCUCUUCCAGUCAACAAGGUCCAUUCAGCAUAUACAGAUUAUACAACUAAUUAUGCACUCAAACUAGCAUGUAAAAUGUGGUAUAAUGAGAGAAAACAAAUUGCAGACUACAGAUCAACAACCAAAACAAACCAAAAAAAUAAAA
Molecule: messenger RNA, 4241 nt
Organism: Danio aesculapii
Lineage: Eukaryota; Metazoa; Chordata; Actinopteri; Cypriniformes; Danionidae
Gene: ccn4a
Product: cellular communication network factor 4a
Exons: 5
Coding region: 141-1220 (359 amino acids)
Biological process (GO): signal transduction; cell adhesion
Cellular component (GO): extracellular region; extracellular matrix
Molecular function (GO): integrin binding; heparin binding
Source: RefSeq, a predicted model, not a curated record